Molecule: messenger RNA, 441 nt
Organism: Clavispora lusitaniae ATCC 42720
Lineage: Eukaryota; Fungi; Ascomycota; Pichiomycetes; Serinales; Metschnikowiaceae
Gene: CTF8
Product: Ctf8p
Biological process (GO): mitotic sister chromatid cohesion
Cellular component (GO): Ctf18 RFC-like complex
Source: RefSeq, a predicted model, not a curated record
AUGCCUAGUACUCCCAUCGACUACAAAGAUAUACAUAGAGCCUUGAAUUCAAACUCCUUGACUACCAACUCCAAUGGCUGCAUAAUAUCGACGCCUUUUGGCCUCUCUCUUCUAGAAAUCCAAGGCGAACUAAAUCUUCCAGAAUCAGCCCCCACAGAGACCGAGGGCCUAGAUCCAGACUACGUACGCAACUUUGCUAAGGUGGAUGAUAUCUACGAGGCUGUGAAGUUUGGGCGGUUGGAAUUCGACGAGAAGGAUCCACAAAAGGCCGUUUUGUUCAUUGGCAAAUCCCAAAGACUUCUAGGUUCAGUUGUGACUUUGAAAGAUCCGCUAGGUGUCCUCCGAGUUCCUACGGGGGACAAUCCAACACAGAACAUGAAGUUUGUUGACCUCGUAUACAAGAAAAUCAUCUUCAAACAGAGACCGCUUCCGAUCAUGUAG